CCGCAAAAGCAGUAAAUAUACGCAUGAAAACACUUCUAGGCCAUGAACAUGAAACAGUGCAAUGAAAAACGUAGGAAGUAUGCGAGCCGUUCGUAACCUCCAACGUCGUAGGUCGAUGACACCCCCUGUCGAAUUGAGCGUCCUGUCCCUUUAAACGCAUCUGAGCUCAGCGCGGAAGUAAAGCGUGGAGCUCAGCUGACGCGCGUCCGCACCCUCAGCUUUUGUUUACAUCGCCUCGCGUUUCGAGCCUCCGCCGCCGAGGAAUAAGCCCCAGGCCCAGGCGGCCAGCCGACCCCCAACCCUCCCCAGUGAGCUUCGGAGCAGGAAGCAUGGCGGAGGGUCCCGAGGCCGAUGAGUCCGAGCCGCCUCGCUGUCAUUUAGCUCCGCUCAUCACCGUCUCCGAUCUGCCGGGGGCCACUGCAGCAGGUCGUAACCUGAAGGAAUGGCUGGAGGAGCAGUUCUGUGACAAGCCUCUGGAGCAGGAUGACAUGCGGCUGCACAAUGCCGCCUAUGUCGGGGAUUUGGACACCCUGAGGAACCUGCUGCAGGAAGAGGCCUUUCGACACGUAUGUGACCAGUCGAGGGUGUGUCCUUUCCCCUCAUUUCUCAGGCGUAUCAAUGAGAAAUCCGUGUGGUGCUGCGGCUGCCUGCCGUGCACGCCUCUGCGCAUCGCGGCGACGGCGGGCCACGCCGCCUGCGUGGCGUACCUGAUCGCGCGAGGAGCCGACGUGGACCUGGUGGACGUCAAGGGCCAGACGGCGCUUUACGUGGCUGUGGUCAACGGUCACCGCGACUGCGUGCGCAUCCUCCUGGAGGCCGGGGCCGAUCCCAACGGGAGCCGCCACCACCGCAGCACGCCGCUUUACCACGCCGCACGGGUCGGACGGGUAGACGUGCUGCAAGAACUCAUCAGGUUCAAUGCUGACGUGGACAUGGACCACCUGCUGGGUCCUCGGCUCCUGUUAAGCGCCCGCACCCUCAACACGUUGGUGGUGUGCCCCCUGUACAUCAGCGCCGCCUACCACCACCUCCACUGCUUCCGAGCCUUGCUGGAGGCCGGCGCGCAGCCCGACUUCAACUACUCGGGGCCCGUUUGCCACGACGCCCUGAGCCGCGGCCUGGCCUCCUGCAUGCUGGACGCCGUGCUGCGGCACGGCUGCGAGCCGGCCUUCGUGCAGCUUCUCCUGGACCACGGGGCCCAGCCGGCACACGUGGUUUGGGACGAGUCGGAUGUCGGCGCUCCCAACCGCAGGAAGGUGGAUCCGGAAGCCCUCAGGACCUUUCUGGAAGCCAGGAGAUGCCCCCGCAGGCUGACCCACGUGUGCCGCGUAGUCAUCCGCAGAGCCAUGGGCAAGAAGCGUCUGCACCGUAUACCGUCACUGCCGCUUCCGGAAGCCAUCAAGAACUUCCUGCUUCACCAAAACUGACAGCCUGGGCUUAAACCGUGACAAUUCUGGCUCUGGUGGACUCCAUUUUUUUUUUUCGACUUGAAUGCAUUUGAUCACUGUUUAUUCGUUACAGUAGUCUUAUAGUCUUGGUUAUGUAUGUACAGUAUCAUGCUAUAUGAUUGAAUCAGUACUGCAAUUUUCAUAAAUGCAAUCCAUUUGAACUACAAUAGGUGGCUGUGGAGAAGUUUAAACAUUUGAUGGGCAAGAAAUGUUAGCGCAUGCUCAUGUAGCCAUAAUUUAAUUUUACUUUUUUAAAAGACAACUUAUUACUAUGCUAAAAAGAACAAUGAUCAUUAAUGGUACAGAAGGGCGCCUGUCACUCACUGAGUUUAUGGAAUGUCUGCUGCUCAGACGCUUCUUUGUAUUUUGCCAAGUGUGUCAUAUUUAUUUAUAUUGAGAAAAAAUAAAAUACUGUAUUAAUCCUUGAUUA
Syngnathoides biaculeatus (alligator pipefish) is the source of this 1878-nucleotide messenger RNA. RefSeq names its product ankyrin repeat and SOCS box containing 1 (gene asb1). Gene Ontology annotation, cellular component: ubiquitin ligase complex. Gene Ontology annotation, biological process: protein ubiquitination; intracellular signal transduction. Bases 330 to 1427 code for a protein of 365 amino acids. Gene Ontology annotation, molecular function: protein binding. The record is from RefSeq and is a predicted model, not a curated record. The transcript is spliced from 5 exons. Lineage: Eukaryota; Metazoa; Chordata; Actinopteri; Syngnathiformes; Syngnathidae.